AUGGAAAAUCAAAAAAUGGAGGUAGAGAUAACUCAAAGUCUUAAGAUUAUCAUAAAUGCUCAAGAGUUUGAAAAAAUUACAGAACAAGGAACAGCAUUUUAUGAUUGCUGUGUAAUGUCAAUUGCGUAUAGUGAUCGUUUAGGUAUAUAUGCUGAUGGCUUAACGAAUUUAAGAAAAUUUUUUGAAGAUAAAAAUUAUGAUAUCAACAGUAUAAGAAGUAUUAUGAAUAGUCUUAAAGACGAAUGCGACUUUAAUGUGAAACAGAUCGAAAAAUUAACAAAUAAUUUCGAGAGUAUAAAAGUUGAAAUCACAAGUGUUAGAAAUAAAUUGAAUAAACAUAGAUAUAGUAAUAAUAAUUCGAUUAAAAUUAAGGAAGAAAAAAUUUUAAAUUAUAGAUUCUGGAUUAAAGUUGUAAAGGGAUUGUUGAUAAGUUUGUUUAUUGCUUUGUUGUUAGCAAUUUUUCAUGCCCGAGAUGUAAUAGUUUCAUUAUCAAUCUUAAUCUUAAUAUUAGUUGCGUUUAUUAUUUCUAAAAUCUAUUCUUGUUAUAUGAAAAAUAUAAAUAUAGAAUUAGAGAGUGCGACAAUGCUUAGUACCGAUGAUAUGGAGAAUAUUGAAGAGGUGGAGAAAGAAUUAAAGUUUAUAAUCGGUCAACUUAUGAAAUUUAGAACUUAUUGGGAUGAUCGUAAUGUUCGUUUAGAAACUCUUAUUCAAAAGCUUUCAACCGAAAAAUCUGAUGUUUUAUUAUUCAUAGAAAAUUCGAUUAGGGAGGGAUGGAAAGAUGUGAAGUCUGAAUGCGAUGAAUAUAAUAAGGCAAUAAGUGGUAUGAUUUAUAGAGUGGACAAUAGAUUUAUGGAUGAGAGACAGAGUACUCCUUUGGAAAGACGUCAACAACAGUAUGCUUUAAUUCCUUAUUCUUGCGAAGAUGCACCGUGUGGAAAUAGACCAGGUGGAGGUACUUACUGCUGCACUUUGAUUGUUGCACCGGCAAAGCCGGUUGCUGCUUCCCAGAUGGUUCCUUUUGUACAACCUGUUGAUUAUUGA
Dentiscutata erythropus is the source of this 1041-nucleotide messenger RNA. The record is from the annotation of a GenBank genome assembly. Lineage: Eukaryota; Fungi; Glomeromycota; Glomeromycetes; Diversisporales; Gigasporaceae.